UACCAGUCAGCGGUUUCCAACACUGUACAUCAAUCAGUUCAUCAGCUAAGAAAACAUAAACAUUUGUCCAUUAAUAAUAGAGAGUUGCGGUUGUCAGAAUGAACAGUGAAGCCGCAUUACUGCAUGCUGGCGGUCUAGAUGCCAAUAAUGCAUCGCCCCCGCAUAAGUCAGACCCCACCAUUGAUGGAACCCAUCUCAAACACAGAUUUUUACAUUGGUGUGGGUUUGGCUAUAUCAUCAUGUUUCUUCAUUGGCUCCAGCUUUAUUAUAAAAAAGAAGGCAUUGUUGCGACUAAGUAGACUUGGCGAAGUGCGUGCCGCGGCUGGUGGGUUUGGCUAUUUGCGCGAAUGGAUUUGGUGGGCAGGAUUAUUAACAAUGGGCAUAGGCGAGGCUGCGAAUUUUGCUGCUUAUGCCUUUGCACCAGCUUCGUUGGUCACGCCCUUGGGUGCCCUAAGUGUGAUAAUCUCCGCAGUAAUGGCAUCAAAAUUCCUCAACGAAAAGCUCAAUUUGCUGGGCAAAAUCGGCUGCUUUUUGUGCAUAAUUGGUUCAACGAUCAUUGUUAUACAUUCACCCAAGGAAAAGGAAAUUGAGGAUCUACAAGUGCUCUUCGAUAUGAUGCAAGAGCCAAGCUUUAUAUUAUAUGUUACAUGCAUAUUUGGAUCCAGUGCUUAUGUGGCCUGCAUUGUUGCUCCCAGACAUGGACAUACAAAUGUGUGCGUAUACAUUUUCCUCUGCUCUGGCAUUGGCUCCCUAACAGUCAUGUCCUGCAAGGCUCUUGGCUUGGCCAUUCGAAGCACCAUUGCCAAUGGCUCACACGUUUUUGGCUCUUGGAUGCCUUGGUUUCUUAUUGUGGUCACCGUCACCUUUAUAGCCAUACAAAUGAACUAUUUGAACAGAGCGUUGGACAUCUUCAACACAAGCAUAGUGACGCCCAUUUACUAUGUCAUGUUUACCACAUUCGUCAUUACUGCGUCUGCAAUUUUACUCAAAGAGUUUACGCACAUGAGUUUUGAAAACAUACUCGGCGACAUUUGUGGCUUCCUCAUAGUUAUUACAGCUGUGUUUAUGCUCAAUGCAUUCAAAGAUAUUGAUUUAACAUUGAGUGAUGUGCGUGGCCUGUUGCACCCCAAAAUGCAACGUGUUUCACAAUUUGACGAGGAGGUGCUUGUAAGCACCAACUUAAAGGAUAGACGAUACUCGUAUGGCUCCGGUGAUAUAUUCCGUAAGGCAUGACAUAAGCAACGUUAUCAAGUUUAGUUGUUCCCUAUGACACAGACUUGAAAUUAACAUGUAAACCGGAAACCAUCUCACACACACAUAUCAUACCAUGCACUGUUCCUUCUUUCAUUAACCAAACAUUCAUUAAAAUAAGCUAAAAUUGUUGUUAACAUUAAGGGCUAUCGAAAAUUGACCAAACUGUGUACUUUAUUAUAUAUUAUAUUUGCCAUUAUCGUAAGAAAUCCUUAAACUUAAAUGCCAAAGUGUAUUCUU
Molecule: messenger RNA, 1491 nt
Organism: Drosophila busckii
Lineage: Eukaryota; Metazoa; Arthropoda; Insecta; Diptera; Drosophilidae
Gene: spict
Product: magnesium transporter NIPA2
Exons: 3
Coding region: 139-1233 (364 amino acids)
Biological process (GO): magnesium ion transport
Cellular component (GO): membrane
Molecular function (GO): magnesium ion transmembrane transporter activity
Source: RefSeq, a predicted model, not a curated record